Messenger RNA from Chara braunii, 2753 nucleotides. NCBI's taxonomy places the organism in Eukaryota, Viridiplantae, Streptophyta, Charophyceae, Charales, Characeae. The record is from the annotation of a GenBank genome assembly.
ACAGGUACAUUUUUACAUUAUAAAUGUGGGUUAUUGUGCCAAGUUGAUUUACUAUUUACACCGACGAGCAUGGGCGCGUUUUUGUCACGCGCGCGAGCUCUUGGAGGUGCGCUUCCCGACAAGCGUUUUUGUCACAGGGGAGUUCUUGGAGAAAAGCCCUUUUGCAAGUCCACUAUUUUACAGCCUUUGCGAAUGGGAAGCUUGGUAGCAGCCAUGGGAGGAGCUUCGAAAGGUCUUCAACUGCCACUGCGUCAUAUUCCUUCGUCAAGCCUUCAUGUGUCAACGCCCACUUGGUGGCUUGAGAGCCGUUUCCACUUCAGUUUUGCUGAAUACUACAAUCCUAGCAAUCAGGAGUUUGGUGUCCUGAGGGUUUUGAACGAUGAUCUUGUCAAGCCAAACUCAGGAUUUACAACCCAUCCUCACAGAGACAUGGAAAUUUUCACGUACAUUCUGGACGGGUUGCUUACCCAUAAGGACAGCAUGGGGAGCUCGGAGACAUUGGGGCGAGGUGCGGUGCAAUACAUGAGUGCGGGUACCGGAGUGCGGCACUCGGAGAUGAACCAUGGAGACGAGAUGUUGCGGUUUCUGCAGAUCUGGAUCAGACCAAACAGAAAAGGGAUUCCACCAAACUACGGAUCGAGAUCUUUCCGCAAGGACGAUCGUCACAACAAACUCCAUCACGUUGUGACGAGUUACGGCCGGGUUGGCUCACAGAAGGACACGGGCAGCGGCGUGAUCCCCAUCCAUCAGGAUGCGAACAUCUUUGUUUCGGAAUGUGACCCUGGAGUGCAAAUCCAGUUUCCAUUGGAGGCACAGCGGCAAGCAUACAUGGUGUGCAUGGAGGGGUCGCUCAAGGUGAAUGACCAGCUCAAGAUGGAGGCGAGGGACGCAAUCGAGGUUCGCGGCCAUGAUCAUGAGAAGUUCAACCUGGAGGUCAAAGCUGGCGAGGGCCCCGGAGCACAUUUUAUGGUCAUUGAAAUGCCGAAAGAAUAGCUUUAAAGUUAAAACCACCAGUACUUGGGCGACGCCUUAGCAUUAAUGCUACGCGAUUUCCGCGGCCGGCGGGCCGUCGAUAAAUCGAAUCGACAGCCCGCGCUGCUUCGAGAUUUGGGCGGCCCGCACGGCGCGCAGUGCCCAAGUACUGGUGGUUUAAGGCUUGAGCAUAGUACUCGAUGAUCAUAAUAUGUCUGAUGCUGAAAGCUGGUGAGGGCCCUGGACUGAAGCGUACAAGGUUUGCGGCAAUAAUCAUGAGAAGUUCAACCUUGGGGGUUAAAGCUGGCGAGGGCCCCAGAGCACAUUAAAUUUUUAUGGUCAUUGAAAUGCCGAAAGAAUAGCUAAAGGCUUGAGCAUACUAGGUGAUCAUGUCUAAUGAUGAAAGCUGGUGAAGGCCCAGCUGGCGAGCGCCCUGGGACUUCUGGAGCACAUUUUAUGGUAAUUGAAAUGCCGAAAGAAUAGCUAAAGGCUUGAGCAUACUUCAUUGAUCAUGUCUAAUGAUGAAAGCUGGACCAGGUGAAGGCGCUGGACUGAAGCAUAAACUUGAUACAAGGUGAAUGAUGAGACAGAGAUGGAGAUCAGGCACACAAUGGAGGUCCGCGGCGAUGACCAUCAGAAAGUCGACCUGGAGGUGAAAGGCACUGAAGCAGGUGAGGGUCCUGGAGGCCAGAGCACAUGAUUUUAUGGUAAAUUGAAAUGCCUUAGAGAAUAGGUAGAGGCUUGCCCAUAAUAUGAGGAUCAUCUCUAAUGGCGAAAUCUGGCGAAGGCCUUGGAGUGCAUUUUAUGGUACUAAUUGAAAUGCCUAGAGAAAAAAAAAAGGGAAAAAAAAGGAAAUGCCUAGAGAAUAGCUAGAACAGGAUUGAGCAUAGUACGGAGGUUGCAGGUUGCCUUCCUCUUCUGUAAAGGAGUUCGCCCGCUUGUCGACGGAGCCACGGAGAUAAAAGCGGCAGUCUCUCAUCACAGAAAGUAGUGGUGCUGUGAUGACUUCAAUGGAUCAUGAUGCGAUUGCAAGAAGACGUGCUCAAGGAAUUGCACUCUGGAGUCGGCAAUAAAUUACAAAUCGAAUGUGGGCAGAGGAUAUUUUUUUAAACCACAAGUACACGGCCCCACUCUUGCAGUCCGAAACUUGUCGCCACAAUAAAACGAGGCCGUCCUAAACGUCAAACGCUGGGCCGGCCGACGUCCUCGUUUUCGUUUCGCGCCUGCAGAAUUUGAGGUAUCAGACCCGCGGCCCAGGUGCCCAUGUAGUGGUGCUUCAAUGGAGUCCCUUUUUCUUUUUCUUUUCUCUUUCUUUUUCUUUUUCUUUUUCUUUUUCUUUUUCUUUUUCUUUUUCUUUUUCUUUUUCUUUUCUUCUUGUUCUUUGCGUUUAGAAAAAGCAUGUGGGGGGCAAAUGUCCCAAUCGGGAACAAUAUUGUGUUUCGAGAAAGGGAAAAAAACAAUCUGAAAAGAAAAACAAUCUGGAAAAAGACCUGCCAGUGGUCGGGCUUGUCAUGUCGUCAGCACAGAAGCUGUGGACAAAGAAGAAAGAAAAACCAGAAUCUUGCCUGAGCUCGUUCUAUCAAUUUGAAAUUCAAUUCGACAUUGUAGUAUGAUUUUACCAUUCAGUGUCCCAAGUUCAAAGCAAAUUUUACUUUGUUAAAAAUUAUGUCUAUAUAAAUGGAUGGAUGGAUGAACGUACCGGAGAGUCUGAACAUAAUUUCUAAAUGGAUGGAGGGAUGAACAUACAGGACUACGACUACCGCAUUGUAUGCCACCGCAUU